GUGCUAGCUUAUUGGCUCCCUGAAUCAUAGAUGCAGAUAUAAACGAGCAGCGGAAAGCUUUUGAAGCAGUAACACUGAACUACCUGGGAGACAGUUCACAAUGGCUUCUGUUUUCACAUCCAACAAAACAAUCAGAGUUUGUCCUUUCCUCAAUGGUGAUGUGGAGAACUCGGAAACUAAAAAUAACCACAUGUGGAUUGCUCCCAAUACACCCAGCAGAUGCACGUGGAAACCAGGAAAAUCCAUCAGGGAGUCCCCUCAUGGCUGUGUGCCCUUAAAGAAGGAACCAAAGAUUAUGUCAAGUGUUUUGGAGAAAAUUGGACAUACCCCAAUGGUCCGUAUUAACAACAUUGGAAAAGCCUACGGACUUAAGUGCGAGCUCUUGGCCAAGUGUGAAUAUUUUAAUGCCGGUGGGAGUGUGAAGGACCGAAUCACCCUAAGGAUGAUAGAAGAUGCAGAACGAGCUGGCACUCUGAAACCUGGGGAUACCAUCAUUGAACCAACAUCUGGAAACACAGGGAUUGGACUUGCCUUGGCAGCAGCAAUAAAGGGUUAUCGCUGCAUCAUAGUCAUGCCAGAGAAAAUGAGCAUGGAGAAGGUGGAUACCUUGAGAGCACUUGGGGCUGAAAUUGUAAGAACGCCAUGUGUGAAGUAUGAUGAUCCAGAAUCAAAUGUGCGCAUUGCCUGGAAACUAAAAAAAGAAAUUCCAAAUUCACAUAUUUUGGACCAGUAUCGAAAUCCAAGCAACCCAUUGGCGCACUAUGACACGACAGCAGAAGAGAUUCUGGAGCAAUGUGAUGGCAAAGUUGAUAUGUUUGUGGCUGGAGCUGGCACUGGAGGCACUAUCACUGGCAUUGCCAGGAAGAUGAAAGAGAAAUGCCCUGGAUGCAAAAUUGUUGGAGCAGAUCCUGAUGGCUCCAUUGUUGCUCUACCCAGUUCCCUCAACACAGUGGCACCAGAGGAUACGACAAUGGAAGUAGAAGGGAUUGGACAUGACUUUAUCCCAACUGUCCUUGACAGAUCUGUAAGUGGCAAAUGGGAACAGUCCAGCGAGACGUCCAGCAAUGUUUUCCUUUUGCUCAGAAAGCUCUUGUGCCUGGGAUAUGCGGGCACUGCAAUGUCUGUGGCGGUGAAAGCGGCCAAGCAGCUAAAAGAGGGUCAACGUUGUGUUGUCCUCUUACCUGACUCUGUGAGGAAUUACAUGUCCAAGUUUUUGAAUGACAAAUGGAUGGUCCAGAAUGGAUUUUUAAAAGAUGCUCAAGAACAUCAUCCUUGGUGGUGGAAUAUCAAGGUGCAGAAGCUGAACCUCACAGCCCCACUGACUCUGCUCCCAGAUGUGAACUGUCAGAAGGCAAUUGAAAUCCUCCGUGAGAAGUCACAUGACCAGGCGCCUGUUGUGGCUGAAUCAGGGCACAUCUUGGGGAUAGUAACUCUCAGCAACAUCCUCUCCUCAAUCCUGGCAGGAAAUGCUCAGUUCUCAGACUCCAUCAUGAAAGUCAUUUGCCGACAGUUUUCAAAGAUUAGCCUGGAUGAUACCCUUGGAAAGCUUUCAACCAUCCUGGAAAAUGAUCACCUUGCUGUUGUUGUACAUGAAGUGGAGCAAUACAAUGCAGGUGGUAGCUCCUUCAAGAAACAGAUAGUGUUUGCUGUGGCCAGAGCUGCUGACCUUCUCAGUUUUGUUGCUCCAAAGGAGAAAAACGAAGAGCUGAGAGAUGUAACACCCCAAAUACCUUCUUUUGAAAGAAUCAUCUCUACAGCACACUCAGAAGAAAAAUAACUGUAGACUUUAAAGUACAAUAUUCUGGUUUGUUUUACGAUAUAGCUAAGCUUUCUAUUUUAACUUACCUAGCCGUUUUUGGACAUGCCAAAAUUUAAUGCCAUCCUAAAUGCCACCAGAGGAAAUAAUCUAGAAUCAGAAUGAACUUGUUAAGAAAUGUUAAAAUUAAAAUAAGCUGCUGUGGUGGUAAGAUUCUUGGGAUGAAAAGAUUAGAAGCAAAUGAAUUCUAUGAGGUUUUGCUGAAUUGAUAUCUGACACUUUGUUUGCAUUAACAUUGACUGAUAAAUACAUAUCAAAAUCUGCUGGCAGAGGAAAAA
Molecule: messenger RNA, 2094 nt
Organism: Pogona vitticeps (central bearded dragon)
Lineage: Eukaryota; Metazoa; Chordata; Lepidosauria; Squamata; Agamidae
Source: RefSeq, a predicted model, not a curated record